Camellia sinensis is the source of this 3098-nucleotide messenger RNA. The record is from RefSeq and is a predicted model, not a curated record. Lineage: Eukaryota; Viridiplantae; Streptophyta; Magnoliopsida; Ericales; Theaceae.
UUUAUUUAUAUAUACUACCACUCUCCCUACCCACUCUCUCACUCUCACUCGCACUCUCUUUACUCUCUACUCGUACUUGCUUUAUCCGCUGAGCUCCUGUCGAUGAUUUCUCUGCUCAUCAAUAUUUUUUGUUUUUGUUUGGUUAGUCAAAUGGGGGAGAAUGUGAAUAAAAGAGUGAGCUUCAUACACUGGGUCUGUUGAAGUUGAUUGGUGUUAAACAUAUACAUAUUUACAGUUUGUGGGGGAAACAGACAGCAAAUAUGAGGUCUUUGGAGUUUGGGUAUAAAAUUCUGGUGUUAUUUGGCCUUUUGAUUAUGGGAAAAGCAGAUAUUUACAUAGUAACUGUUGAAGGAGAGCCUGUAAUAAGUUACAGAGGCGGUGUUGAUGGUUUUGAAGCCACUGCUGUGGAUUCUGAUGAGAAGAUUGAUGUUACCAGUGAAACAGUGACAUCUUACCGUCAUCACCUAGAAAAGAAACAUGAUAUGCUUCUGGGGAUGCUGUUUGGUCGUGGGACCUACAAGAAACUCUACAGCUAUCGACAUCUUAUUAACGGCUUCGCAAUUCAGAUUUCUCCUGAGCAGGCAGAAAUUCUUAGACGAGCCCCCAGUGUGAAAUCUGUGGAGAGAGAUUGGAAGGUGAGGAGACUUACAACACAUACGCCACAAUUUUUGGGGCUUCCAACUGGAGUAUGGCCAACAGGAGGUGGCUUUGAAAGGGCUGGAGAGGACAUUGUAAUAGGAUUUGUGGACUCAGGGAUUUAUCCUCUCCAUCCAAGCUUUGCAACCUACAAUACUGAACCAUAUGGGCCUGUUCCAAAAUACAGAGGAAAAUGUGAAGUUGAUCCUGAUACCAAAAGGAACUUCUGUAACGGGAAGAUUAUUGGAGCCCAACAUUUUGCUGAAGCUGCAAUUGCAGCUGGAAUUUUUAAUCCUGCAAUUGAUUUUGCUUCUCCCCUGGAUGGAGAUGGACACGGAAGUCAUACAGCAGCUAUUGCUGCUGGUAAUAACGGGAUUCCUGUUAGAGUGCAUGGAUAUGAAUUUGGGAAAGCAAGUGGAAUGGCUCCCCGUGCCAGAAUUGCUGUGUACAAGGCACUAUACAGGCUUUUUGGAGGGUAUGUUGCUGAUGUGGUUGCUGCUAUUGAGCAGGCUGUUUAUGAUGGUGUGGACAUUCUCAAUCUCUCGCUGGGGCCAAACAGUCCUCCUGCAACUACAAAGACCACAUUUUUAAAUCCUUUUGAUGCUGCACUUCUUUCAGCUGUGAAGGCUGGAGUGUUUGUUGCACAGGCUGCUGGAAAUGGAGGUCCUUUUCCCAAAACCGUGGUGUCAUACAGUCCAUGGAUAACAUCUGUUGCUGCUGCAAUUGACGACCGCAGAUACAAAAACCAUCUGACCCUGGGAAAUGGGAAAAUUUUGCCAGGAAUUAUGUUGUCACCUGCUACGCAUGCAAAUCAAACAUUCACUAUGGUUGCAGCUAAUGAUGUUUUGCUGGAUUCUUCAGUUAUGAAGUACAGCCCUGCAGACUGCCAGAGGCCAGAAGUUUUAAACAAAAAUUUGGUGGAAGGAAACAUUCUUCUUUGUGGCUAUUCCUUUAAUUUUGUUGUUGGUACUUCAUCAAUCAAAAAGGUCACAGAAACAGCCAAGAGCCUCGGUGCAAUUGGCUUUGUUCUUGCUGUAGAAAACAUUUCUCCAGGAACAAAAUUUGAUCCUGUUCCUGUUGGAAUUCCUGGGAUUCUGAUCACAGAUGUUAGCAAAUCAAUGGAGCUUAUUGAUUACUACAACAUCUCCACAUCAAGGGAUUGGACUGGACGUGUAAAAAGCUUCAAAGCAACAGGCAGCAUUGGAAAUGGGCUGAUGCCCAUAUUCCACAAAUCAGCACCACAAGUAGCAUUGUUCUCUUCCCGAGGGCCCAACAUAAAAGAUUACAGUUUUCAGGAUGCGGAUAUCCUCAAACCAGAUAUUCUAGCUCCUGGUUCUCUAAUUUGGGCUGCCUGGUCUCCAAACGGAACAGACGAGCCUAAUUACAUUGGAGAAGGAUUUGCGAUGGUAUCUGGAACUAGCAUGGCUGCACCUCAUAUAGCAGGAAUAGCUGCUCUUCUAAAGCAGAAGCAUCCUCAUUGGAGUCCUGCUGCCAUCAAAUCAGCAUUGAUGACGACAACAACAAUACUGGACAGAGCAGAGAGACCCAUUCAAGCUCAACAGUAUUCCAGGUCUGAAACUAUGACACUGGUCACAGCAACACCUUUUGAUUAUGGGAGUGGCCAUGUCAAUCCCAGAGCUGCACUAAAUCCUGGACUCAUAUUUGAUGCAGGUUAUGAGGAUUAUCUGGGGUUCUUGUGCACUGUACCUGGAAUUGAUGCCCAUGAGAUAAAAAAUUACACAAAUUCACCUUGCAACUACACUCUGGGCCACCCAUCUAACCUGAAUACCCCCUCAAUCACAAUUUCCCAUCUUGUGGGGACUGAAACUGUAACACGCACAGUAACAAAUGUUGCCGAGGAAGAAACCUAUGUCAUCACAGCAAGAAUGGCACCGGCAGUUGCCAUUGAAACCAACCCUCCAGCAAUGACUCUGAGAUCUGGUGACACGAGGAAAUUCUCUGUGACUCUCACAGUCCGAUCAAUAACAGGAACCUACAGUUUUGGAGAGGUUUUUAUGAAAGGAAGCAGAGGGCACAAAGUGAGAAUCCCUGUAGUGGCUAUGGGUUACAACCGGUAACUUCUGUUUGUUCUCUUGAUAGAGUCUUACAAUUUGUGAUAUUCUUUGUAAUACGUGGGAAUAAGAAACAUAAUGUGUCUAGAUGUAAUGGUCUAAUAUUGGUCUAGUAUAUAUAAAGGUGACUUAGUAUAUAGGUAGAGGUGAAUUAGUAAGAUGUUCUGUAAUAUGGUGGAAUGCCUUUGUAUUCCCACUUCACUUAGGCAUAAAGAGCCAUAAAGAGCCUUUGGUUAUUGGGUAUUAGAUGUUGGGUGAGAAUAAACCUAGGUGGGGGAUUUUAUGUAACUUUACUAUUGUAUUCUUGACUCUCCUUACUAGCGUGUGAACCGUGCUACGCACAGAUUAAAGUAGUAAAUAAUUCAUAAAAAAUAAUAAUUAUGACACUCA